This is a messenger RNA of Delphinapterus leucas (beluga whale), 1016 nucleotides long. NCBI's taxonomy places the organism in Eukaryota, Metazoa, Chordata, Mammalia, Artiodactyla, Monodontidae. The record is from RefSeq and is a predicted model, not a curated record.
UCCGCGAGCCGGAGCGCCAGCCCGAGCCCGCGCCCCGCGCGCCUAAGAGCGGGCGCUCUCCCGGCGCAGCCCCGGAGCCCCGAGUCCCCGCGGCCCCGCAGCCCCCGGAGCUGGGACAACUGUUGCGGCGGCGGCUGGGGCACCGCGGGGGCGUGAGCGGCCCCGCGCCCUGGUAGGCGGCUCAGCCCCGCGGGCGCCGGCUCCCGGCGGCGGAGCAAGGAGCGAGCGGGCGGCGGGCACAAGGCAGCGCUCGACGAAUCGAUGCAAGCCAAAUGAUGACCAGUUGUGGCCAGCAGCCCUUGAACGUGCUCGCCGUCCUCUCGUUGCUGAUUUCCGCAGUCUUGUCCGCGCAUUUCCGUGUCUGUGAGCCAUACACGGACCACAAAGGCCGCUAUCACUUUGGCUUCCACUGCCCCCGGCUCUCGGACAACAAAACCUUGAUCCUCUGCUGUCACCAUAACAACACGGUUUUCAAAUACUGCUGCAAUGAGACAGAGUUCCAGGCGGUGAUGCAGGCAAACCUCACGGCCGGCUCCGAGGGCUACAUGCACAACAACUACACCGCCUUGUUGGGAGUGUGGAUCUACGGCUUCUUCGUGUUGAUGCUACUCGUCCUGGAUCUUUUGUAUUACUCGGCAAUGAACUACGACAUUUGCAAGGUUUACCUGGCACGGUGGGGCAUCCAUGGACGGUGGAUGAAACAGGACCCCAGGCGGUGGGGGAACCCUGCCCGGGCACCCCGGCCAGGGCAGCCGGCCCUGCAGUCCCAGCCUCCCCCGGGUCCCCUGCCUCAAGCCCCCCAGGCCGUCCACACGCUGCAGAGAGACAGCCACAGCCCACCGCUGAUGAGCUUCCAGGGUUCGUCUGCCUGAAAACCCUUUUGCCGUGCCUCAGGAUGGGGGAGGUGAGACCCAAAGCACCUGGCUCAGCCUCCGAGAAGUACCACUUCAAGACGCCGGGGAGAGCCAAGAUGGCCGCGGUGGUGGCAGAGGAGAAAACGCCGCCUGUGCCCGAAG